Messenger RNA from Mesitornis unicolor (brown roatelo), 5445 nucleotides. It is a transcript of the gene EXPH5, whose product is annotated as exophilin 5. The transcript has 2 exons. The annotation marks the transcript as partial. The record is from RefSeq and is a predicted model, not a curated record. Gene Ontology annotation, cellular component: endosome. Lineage: Eukaryota; Metazoa; Chordata; Aves; Mesitornithiformes; Mesitornithidae. Gene Ontology annotation, biological process: positive regulation of protein secretion; multivesicular body sorting pathway; positive regulation of exocytosis.
GCUGAAAUGUGUAAUUCUUCAAUGACAACUGAAACAAGUGAUAAUUCUUUUGAUGCAAACCAAAAUGAAAUGAAAAGUACACAGGAAUGGACUGAACAGCUAGAAAAGGAGCUUUUCAGUGUUCUGAAUGAUCUGGAUGACCAGCUGGCGCAGGAACAAGCCCAAGAGCCAUUGGACAGGACAGUUUCCACAAGCAGUGCAUCAAAUGUGCAAUACAGUAGUGCAUUCCCUGCUCCAAAGAGGCAGACUGCUGGUAGGGGGCAACACAGAAAUGACUGGAGUGAUGUGCCUAGCACGUUUUUCCCAGAUGGACAGAGAACAAUAAGAGCCAAAGAUGAACACAAGCUUUUCAUCAGACCAAGGAAAUUACACAAUGCAUAUAUAAACUGGCACCAGACAGCCUUUCAAGAAGAUUACAAAUACAGUGAUCCAGUCGAUGAAAAUCCUCAUCUGCUAGGCAGCCGGCUGUCUUCUGUUUCUUUUGGACGGUCUUCAGAAGGUAGCUUAUAUCCUCCUUCCAUAACACAGAACAGUGGAUUUAGGCACAAGAGUUGUAUGAACAGGGAUACAGCUGGCAGAAGUCACUCUGUAUGUUCCCUUCGGAGGUGUCCAUCAUCAGUAUCUUCUGUCCAGCUGUCAGCAUUGAAUUUACAGCAUCCCUUGGCAAGGGACAGCAACAAUGAUUUUGUACCAAGGUUUGGUCGACGGAACCCAAAGCGAAUUCCUCUGUCUUCCAUUGUAUGGAACAACACACCAGACUCUCCUGGACAAACAGCAGCCCAAGAAAAAAUGUUUAGAACCCAGUCACUAAUGGAGUUUACAGACCAUGGUACAUAUCCUAGUUCUUUGCAAGAAACCAAGAAUUACACAUGUUACCACUCCAAACACCACUACAGAAGAUCUGUUUCAAGCAGUAACUGCUUUAGUAGAGUUAGUUGCCCUGACAAAGCUACUUCUCCGUUGCCCUUUGAUAACUGGGAAAACUAUCCAUUAUACAAAUCAGAAAAUAAUCUCUGUAGAUCCUACUAUAGAGAUACUUCUCAUGGCAACUUGUAUGGAAAAAUAGACAGCUGUCCUUCUUGCACUGAUAUUCCUCAGUACUACAGUGAUGAAGCAUUUAUUUCACCUGAUGCCAGCUUUGAAGUGUUUAUGGCUAAUUUAAACGACCAGCAGUGGGCACAUACACAGAAUGCCAAGUUUGGUUCACAGCGCCUGCAGAAUGAUUUUCACGCGUAUUCUCCAGAAAAUACGAAUACCAAAAGAGUAACAAGAAGUGCGAACAGAACUUUUUCAGAAUUGUCUGAGGGCUGUCAGCCCUGGCUAAGUUGUAACCCUUCAGUUUCUUCAUCUGGUAUCAGAACUGAUGAGUCAGUCUUUCCUAAUUUGAAGGACCAAACAAAACCUAUUGGACUGACCAGGAAUUCAGUCACUGUUACCCAAAGUAGUGCUAAGGCAGGCUUUACACAGCUUGGAAAGGUUGAAGGUGUGAAACAGCCAGAUGAAGAUGUGCUGUUACAGUCGGUUUCUCAACAAGCAGAUACAAAUGACAUCAACACCCAGAGUUUUCCCUCUAACAGCCCUUCUCCUGCCAUGUUGCAAAGCAGUGCAUCUCUCUUUAACACAAUGAGAUCAAAGAGACAAACCCAAGUCACUGCCAGAGGAGAUAUUGCAAAAAUGUAUACAUCAAACGGGGAUAAAAGAAAUGUACAAAUGAAGGAAAACAAUUGCCCACCCAACAGUGUGUUCAGUCAGCCUCCCUGUAUUUUCCCAGCUGAUGAGAGCAGGAAGGGACCUUUUCUUCCGACUCAGAAAGCAUGGGAACAUAAUCUGCAUUAUGCAGCAAAAAGAGAGAGCAUCAAACGGGAUAAUCGGAGUGCGGAAGCCAUUAACCAAGCUCCUCCACAGAGACAGUCCUCACUGCUGAACGUUGCUUCUGCUCAGUCCACUGAAAACUUUGCAAACUUUCGAGGCAUGUUGUCCUGUCCUCCUGAACGUUCAUCUAGCUCCUCACCAGGCUCUCCACAAGCACUUUCUCAUAAAGACAAUUCUAAACGUUCAGGAACAGUAACUAGCUCUUCAGUAAAUUGCACAGUUCCUGAAUCUCAAGCAGAAGGUGGAAGAACAGCUCAAGUGAGCAGAACAGGUGUUACCAAAGAGAUUGCACAGAAAACACUGCAAAAUACAAGCACUUUAGUUUCUAAGGACUGUAAUGGACAAUUCACUACUAGUCCUCCACAAACUGGAAAUUCUAGAAAUAUUUAUAUGCAUAGUUUUGAUGGAGACCCCAGGACCUCUGAACAUAGUUUAAGUUAUUUCUGCCUCGAAAAAGAAAGCAGAAAAAUAAGGAGUAAUUUGCCUUGUAUUGAAAGGCGUCACAAGCAAGACGGCUUGCUGAGACAUACCAGUAGCUGCAGCAUUACUGGCUCCCCAAGCAGAAACAGCCUCAAAUCUCCUGACCCGCUUCUUAUUUAUUACACUUUGCCUAGAAAAUCAGCUAGCAUUGCUGGUAGUGUUACGUCAGAUACGCCCAUCUCUUUACCUAGAGAAGGCAGAACACCACAUUCAGACAUAAGGUCUGAAACUCCACAUAGAGCUGACGCCUUUUGUUCUAAUCAAAGAGAUGUGUCUUGUUCAGACUCAAAACAUUCCUUUUUAACAUCAGCAUCAUUAAAUGCUGCUACAAGUAUGAAAGAAAAAGAUCACUCAAGUUCUUUAACUGAAAGACCUAACGAUGCAGUAAGCAGUAGUACCUCAGUUGAACUGACAGACAGAUGUAAACAUCUAAGCAGAAGAGAAUCCUCUGUGUUUUCAGAUUGUAAGGAGAGGGGAAACUUUUUGCAGAAAUACAAAACUACAAGUACCUUUACAGUUUGUUUUGAUGAAGAUCAUGUCAAGUACCAUGAACUAGUUUCAAUCUAUUACACAUUACCACGGAGGCAUUCAAGAACAUUUUGUAACAUCUUUAGAGAUAAUCCAGAGGAUGCAGAUUUACCUUCUUCCAGAGAAAAGGCUGAGUCACCAAGAAUACCAAAUAAGAAAAAUGAAGGUCAUGUGAGUUUAGCGAAUGUUUUUUUCCCCAGUACCUUGGAAAAAGAGAUGCCUUCAUACUCUUCUGACCAAGGAUCUUCAGCUGUGGUCACACCUCAAAACUUAGGAGCUGCUGUUGAUAGUGAAGAAGAGCAUUCCCACUUACCUCCUAGCUCUGAGAAGAUGUGUGCUUCACAGUCAGUGAGUAUGGUACCUAACAGGAAAGAUAGUUCAGCAGAUCUUGCAUUAGCAGAAAAUGUGUUUUCUGACAUGAUGACAAAAGAAAUUUCUUCUAGUGGUCCACAAUCCACUGCAGUAGUGGCUAAGCCAGGUAAAGCCAUUUCUGAUGCUUCAAGCAUCCAAAAUACAGAAAUAUGUCUAAAAGAAAAGAAGGAAAUGUUACAAACAGCCACACCUCUAAUGUCCACUUUACCAACCCCUCCCAAGCCAGGCAGACAUUUAGAGAAUCCUCUGUAUUCUACUUCAGCAAAUAAAGGUAUUAUAGAGAAGGGAAACUCUGAAAGCUGCUGUCAGCCCCCUAAAGUGCUCACCAAUAAAAACCCAAACAGUUCAGUCUUCCACCCAGGGGAAAAGAGUUCCCUGGGAAGGACCAGUGACAGGGAGUGUGCUGAUGUGCUGCUUCCUCCUGCAGAAGACACGCACAGGGAUAGUACUGAAGUCAAGCAGAGAGUAAAUUUCCUAUACCAAACCACCCCUCUCUAUAAUAAUAAAUGUAGUGGACUGCAAUUAGGGGCUGACAGCUCAAGAAAAAAUGCAAAUUACUUAAACUCUUGCAGCAAAGUGCUUUCAGAGUCUCAGAACAAAGCAUCUGAGGUAAGCACAGCUUCCAGUGCUGAUCCAUUACUCCAGGUAGACAAAGUGGUUAGCACAGAUAUAGAUCCAUUACAGAAUUCAAAAAUUAAGAAAGGGCAAAACUCACAGAGUACUCAGAUGGGUAAAGAUUACAGUGGUUUGCAGGAAUCAGAGAGGCACAGUGAAGGCAGCCUGAACGUUAACUGUAAAGAUAAGGUCCUCAGGGCUACACAGGAUCCAAAGAUAACACAGAGUGCAGAACAUGAGAACAAGCUUCUCUCUGACUGCCCAAGAGACAAAGUCAAAGAUAUAGAAAAAAGGAAAAACAGGCCUUCAAUUAAAAAUAAACUGGCAGCUGUCUGCAAAACAAGUCGAAAAUUUUCAAGUAAAAAUUUACCCCCCAAACCGCACAUAAGUAACAUUUUUUCACAGAACAAUGGAAGUGCCACUUCUUUAGAGGUCGACACAUCCCUUGACUCAUUGAUGCCAGUGGAUUCCCAUCGGCCAUUCCUGCAGUCAGACAGUGAAAAUCAGAAUCACAGUCUGGACUCUGAUAAGAACACACCAAGACCAAGAACAGCUGAGAAGAAGAAGAUUGAAAAUCAGAAUGAGCCUUCUUUGCUUGUUAGUAACACCAACUGGAGGUCUUCAACAAGCUCGUACACCCAGAAGGAAGCCAUCAGUCCGAGAAAAACUACGGUGAAAGUGGAAAACAGGCCAAGUCCUACAACCCUAUUUCCAGAUAAGGCAGUACCCACAAGAAAUAAGAAUUCCCAGACACUAGAUCUCAGGCUAGAAAACAAAAGCCAGCCCAUCUCUCCCAGUGCUACUACAUCAGACCCACGGGAUGGUGAGAAAAGGAGAGCUAGCAGUCGUGUCUGCAGUCCUCCCUUGCCACUUUUAACUGACAAGAACUCAAACACGUAUGUAAAUAGCUGUGUGGACACAGACGUAUGUCCAGAGCAACACUUGACUUCCCAGACAGUGCUUGGUCAGUGUCAAAAUACCUCUCAGUCUCCUAGCUCAAAAAAUGCCAACUUGGGUAGCUAUCAGUUGCGCAAGAGUCUUGCCAAAAGUCAGCGUGAGCGUCACCUUUCUGAGAGUAUUUGUGCUCGAGAUUCCCGUGAGACCUUUGCCUCGGGAAGCAAUAUUCUACCAAAAUACGGCAUACAUGGAAAGAGAUUUAAAUCUUACUCAGAGCUGUUGUCUUGUGAUGAAAAUGAAAACUGGGCAUCAGAUGAUGAAAAAUGUUACAGCCCUAGAAAUCUGAUGUAUCCUUCUAUUGAGUUUGGUAUAUUUGGCAAGGAACAACAGUUGGCUUUCCUGGAAAACAUCAAGAGGUCGCUCACAGAAGGGCGAUUAUGGAAACCUUGUCUUCUUAAUAACCCUGGUGUGUUCAGAGAUGGAGAGACCCCUUCUAUAAACAGGGCUGAGCUUUUGAGCUCAAGUUCUGCUGGGAGCAAAAUGUCAUCAGCUGCUUCAUCCCCCCGAGAGCCAAUUGAUAUCUGUCAGGAAGACACAGCAGCUUACUCAGACUCGGACAGUGAUACCACUACCGAUGACGAAUACUACCUAGAUGAGAUAGAUAAGGAGUCAGAGCUAUGA